CCCAUGUUCUCUCAUCCGCAGAGUGCCCGUCGGAGGUCAUGUGACGCGGCCCCACCCACGGGGUAGUCCAGACGCGAUCAGCACCUCCCUCGCUCCAGGGACCACUUCCGGCUGACACUGCUGGGGAAGCGAGCGACAAAGCAACCGCGGACACCGGCGACAUGGAUGGAGGCCAUGUAUGGAAUUAUGCGCCGAGCGUCUGCCAGCUGUGAGGAGCCAGGCGUCUUGGAUUUCUUCUGGAACUGUUCGGCGUCGGGGCAGCCACUGUGGCGGAUCGACAGUGUUUGCUCUCCCCUGCAGAUGGAGUCGUGCUUGUCAGGAAUCCGGUUGUGAAUAGGCCCCACCUGACUGCCCCCUUUCGGAUAGCCACAAAUAUCUUUUAAAAUCACAUUUAAUAAUAUAAAAAGCUAACUGAUCCCUGUUUUGUUGGAAACAUAACAUUAGUAAAAUUUGACACUUUCCCAAGUGUUUAUUUUUACAAUGUUGACACCUGACGCUGCUUAGGGAAAUUUCGGAAUCCGCUCUCAAUUGGUCCCAAUCUCCUUCCUGCGACGAAACAAAAAUCGUGGUUCCCUCCCGGGACACGGGACGGCGGAACGAUGGGAGACAUGGCGAACAGCACGGUGGAUUUUCUGCCCAAGAGCCCUCGCUCGGAGGCGAACCACGACAGCGAUUUCGGGUGCUCCCUGCCAGAGCUGCGGGGCCUCAUGGAGCUGCGUGGGGCCGAAGCGCUGUGCAAGCUGCAGGACUCCUACGGCGACGUCUACGGCCUCUGCAAAAGGCUCAAGACCUCGCCCACUGAAGGGCUGAGCGGGAGUUCCUCGGACCUGGACAUCAGGAUAUCGGUGUUCGGCCAGAACUUCAUCCCUCCCAAGAAAGCCAAGACCUUCCUGCAGUUAGUGUGGGAGGCCCUGCAGGACGUGACGCUCAUCAUCCUGGAGGUGGCGGCUCUCAUCUCGCUGGGCCUCUCCUUCUACCACCCCCCCGGGGGUGACAAUGAAGUGUGUGGCAGCGCGGCAGGCGGCGUGGAGGACGAGGGCGAGGCAGAGGCCGGCUGGAUCGAGGGGGCCGCCAUCCUGCUGUCCGUCAUCUGCGUGGUGGUGGUCACCGCCUUCAACGACUGGAGCAAGGAGAAGCAAUUCCGUGGGCUGCAGAGCCGCAUCGAGCAGGAGCAGAAAUUUUCGGUGAUCCGAGGUGGCCAGGUCAUCCAGAUACCCGUGGCCGAGAUCGUGGUCGGGGACAUCGCGCAGGUCAAAUACGGGGACCUACUCCCGGCCGACGGUGUGCUCAUCCAGAGCAACGACCUCAAGAUCGACGAGAGCUCCUUGACGGGCGAGUCGGACCACGUGCGCAAAACCAUUGACCGCGACCCCAUGCUCCUCUCAGGGACCCACGUGAUGGAGGGCUCCGGACGGAUGCUCGUCACGGCCAUCGGCAUCAACUCCCAGACGGGUAUCAUCUUCACGCUGCUGGGCGCCGGCGGGGAGGAGGAAGAGAAGGAGAAGAAGGAGAAGAAAGCACGUCCCGGCGCGUCCCCGCGACGGGACGAGGGUCCCCCGAGCUCGAAGCUUCACCAAAGAGUCGUGUGGCACCGGGAACCCGGCAUCCGCAGGCCGCAGAUUGAGCAGGAGCGCCUGGACAAGGUGUGGCCCAAGCUGCGGGUCCUGGCCCGGUCCUCGCCUACCGACAAGCACACGCUCGUCAAAGGUAUCAUCGACAGCACCAUUGGGGAGCAGCGCCAGGUGGUGGCCGUCACAGGAGACGGAACCAACGAUGGGCCGGCACUGAAGAAGGCCGAUGUCGGCUUCGCCAUGGGCAUCGCGGGCACCGACGUCGCCAAGGAGGCGUCGGACAUCAUCCUGACGGACGACAACUUCAGCUCCAUCGUGAAAGCGGUGAUGUGGGGGCGCAACGUCUACGACAGCAUCUCCAAGUUCCUGCAGUUCCAGCUCACGGUCAACGUGGUGGCCGUCAUCGUGGCCUUCACGGGGGCCUGCAUCACGCAGGACUCCCCGCUCAAGGCGGUGCAGAUGCUGUGGGUGAACCUCAUCAUGGACACGUUCGCGUCGCUGGCACUCGCCACCGAGCCGCCCACCGAGGCGCUGCUCCUGCGCCGGCCGUACGGGCGCAACAAGCCGCUCAUCUCGCGCACCAUGAUGAAGAACAUCCUGGGCCACGCCGUCUACCAACUCACCGUCAUCUUCACGCUGCUCUUCACCGGCGAGACGCUGUUUGACGUGGACAGCGGGCGCAACGCGCCGCUGCACGCGCCGCCCUCGGAGCACUACACCAUCGUGUUCAACACCUUCGUGCUCAUGCAGCUCUUCAACGAGAUCAAUGCGCGCAAGAUCCACGGGGAGCGCAACGUCUUCGAGGGCAUCUACCGCAACCCCAUCUUUUGCUCCAUCGUCGUCGGCACUUUCAUCAUCCAGAUUGUCAUUGUGCAGUUUGGUGGGAAACCCUUCAGCUGUACAGGCCUCAAGUUCGACCAAUGGCUGUGGUGCGUCUUCUUGUCACUGGGCGAGCUGCUGUGGGGACAGCUCAUUUCGAGCAUCCCCACGGCGCACCUCCACUUCCUGAAGGAGGCGGGGCACGGCACGCACAAGGACGAUAUUCCCGAGGACGAGGAGGAGGACGAGGAGGAGAUUGAUCACGCAGAGCGAGAGCUUCGCCGUGGACAGAUUUUGUGGUUCCGUGGCCUGCACAGAAUACAAACACAGAUGGGGGUAGUGAACGCCUUCCAGGGCGGCUCUUCCUUGCAGGGAUCUCUCAGGCGGCAGCCUUCGAUCCGUGUGGUGAAAGCAUUCCGUAGCUCGCUGUACGAGAAGCUCGAAAAGCCAGAAGCCCGCUCCUCAAUCCAUAACUUCAUGACGCACCCCGACUUUGGCAACGGCGCCGGAAACGGCUCCGAGCCGCACAUCCCCCUGAUCGACGACACGGACGCGGAAGAGGACGACGCCCCGACCAAGCGGCGCCAGCACGGCAGCGAGGACAGCCUCGCGGCGCACUCCCCCAACCGCAACAACAACGCCAACUACGACCGCCACUCGGGCGCACGCCCACCGCCGCAGCCCCCUCUCUCGAGCUCCUACCUGGGAGCGUACAAGCCGCCCGUGGCUCACAGCCGGCCCGGCAGCCCGCUGCUCAGCUUCGAGACCUCCUUGUAGGAGAGUAUCGCCGGCUCCCAUUUUUCGGUUCUUCACUUGAGGUUCCCCCCCCUAGACUGUGCUGUCCGCAAUCGGCGUGUGUGCAGAACCCCCCCCCCCCCCCCCCGCGGCGUCGCUCGCUGCCCCGCGCAACCUCCCCCACACCGGUCACCCCGCACUGCGGCCGCCGCUUGUUUUGAAAUUGACGCGCUUUUUGUGUCGCACUUUAGCUUUUAACGUCAUCCGUGAAGGGCGCGUGACUGGUGAUAGCUUGACGCACAUCGUUAUUUGACGAAAACUUUAAUUUGAUAGAUUUGUUCAGGUUUCGCGUGACACUAUAUAACAAGAGUGAGGUUUUAUGCACACAUACCACCACUAUUUUGCAUGCUUCCCUUCCAAUGCAUCUGAGAUGUUGUGCUGCUGGGUGUUUAAGGCAUGACUUUUGCUCAUAGAGUAAACGGUAUUGCGGCGUCGGCACGCGUCACCCGCGUACGCACGGUUCCGCGUGCGUCCACGUGCAUCUUGCGUCUGCGUGUGCACUUGAGUCCCAGUCCGUGGCUACGCGAGUCCUCGUUGUGCGGUGCGAGGUGGCGCCACGCUCGUAGGCGUGACGGUCAAUCUUCGGCCACUCCACUGGCGAGCACCGUACCGGGUACCCGAUAGUUUAGAGAUUCGUGAGGUCGAUUGAGCCCAGAGCGAGCGCGUGAGCAGCCCUGACGAGUGACUUAUUGGCCCCAAUGCCGCAGGAUGUGCGCUGUGUUGGCCAUUAAGGUGCUCGCUAACAGCACCUGCCCCGACAGCUCAAUCGAGCUAAAUGAGGGAGUCGUUUUUCUGUGCGCGUGCACGCGUGUGCGUGUUUCGGUGCGUGCGUGCGUGCCAAGGUAUAAGUGUGCCCCAAAGCCGUUUGUGUGGACAAGUGAGCGUACAAGUCAAACCGCUAUAAAAAAAAAUACUCCUUCGUUACUCCUCGGGCCUGCUUGUUCAUUCAGGCCGGUCGGUUCGAGUCGAGCGCGAUCACCGCUGGAAACGGGCACCCACGUUCAAUGUGUGCAUGCAUGCCUCUAGAACAACCAUGGACAACGGCUGACUCGUCAUCUUAAGCGUUUUAAUUUCAUGGGGGGGGGGGGUUUGCCUCGAUAUUUAAUGGAUUGUGAGACGUUCCUGCCAUCGGCUUAUACUCGUAUGGAUAUAUUUGUUUCCAAAAUGAUAAAUGCAGUUUUGUUUACAAGGGAUUUGUAGAUAUUGUGUGUGCGUUGCUGCUCUAAGCUCACGUGGUUUUAGGUGGCGGCCAUGAAAAGCCAUUCUGAUGAUUAAGAAAAAAAAUACUGCUGCAAUAUCUGGCGUAAGCUCAGGGGAGCGCCAGGGGAAGGGUAUUUCAUUCUGAACACCCCGAAGGAAGCGACGGUGUGAGCUCCAGAGGCCGGUUGAGCUGCAACACGCGCGUCGGAAGCAUUACGGAGCAUUAACUAUUUAUUUUGCGGGGGUGUUCCAGUAUCGGGCUAACCCUGCGUGAACCUCUGCUGGUCCUGGAGUGUUUUAAUAAGCUGUGCACCAAUAUGAUAUUGGCCUGCUGUUGUUGACUCCUGUCAAAUAUUGUAGAUAAAAAAACGGCGUAUAUGCUAGCCAAACGUACAGAUGAAACGGUGGUCUAUUUAACGCGUGGUUAUUACGAGUCUAGAAAGACGUUCGCUGUGGGUUUUUUUAGUUUGAGUGAAAGGGAACAUUUUUGAAGUGUAAGAGAUUUUCCGUAACUUGCUAAAAGGCUAAUAUGUGUUUCUCUCUCUUCUCUUUUCUCUCUUGCUACGACACUGGUUUCAUCAAACAUCGAUAAUAACCGCUUGGCGCAGGAGGGCAUCUUAUUUUCUUGUCGUUGCUGCUGCUGCAUGUGCGUGCUCAAUACCUGGGUAUUCGUGGGCUCUCCUCCUCGGGAAGGGAAUGCUUUUAGCGCGGUAGGGGAGUUAUUCAAUGACGUAAUGCAACCCGUUUUCAUUUUGUCUGUAGACGGUGAAUUGUGAGUGUCCUGGUUGUAUAUGUGAGUGAUGAAUCUGUGUAGAUUUCUUUUUCAUAAAACGAAGGCGAAAAAAACCUUACGAUUUAGACAUUUACGAUAUAUUACACACUCCAGCGUGACCUUUUAAUUGCAGCUCUACAGGCUGUGGUUUUCUAGAAUUUGAAAUCCCGAUCGCAAUGACUUCUUCUCACCUUUAGAACCGGAACUAUCUUUCCAAGGGGCGUAAUGUUGAUGUUAUUUCAUUGUCACGGGCCUGCACUAUGAACCCCCAUGCUCCUUCAACAUGGAAUCUUGCUCACUUAGUCACUUGUUUCCACAUUGUUUGUUACGUUUUUCUUUUUGUUGAGACUGUGGUAUUCAGGGAUGUAAUAUUAAACAAAACAAAGUUAAUAUUCCAAAUAAUAUGACUUUGCUGUGCUGCGCCGUUCCUGACCGUUGUGUUUCCGAGUUGGUUGAAGCGGUUUCCCCGAUGGUUUCGUGUUUCCGGAAUGAAUGCAUGCUGCGCGUGUGUUGUAGCGCCCUCCACCACAUCCUCCUUGUCUCCCCUCGACGCACUGUGCAAUGACCCCUCCCCCUCCCUCCAUCCCCCCCGGCUUCCCUGGUGCUGUGGCGUUGCCCUCUCAUUCUUGGCUGUUUCACACUCUUUGCGUUGUGACCUCUUUCAUGCAUGAUUUUCUCUCUCCCAAAUGCGGAGAUUUUUAAAACUUGGGGAUGAUUUUUGCGGAUGACUUUGUGUUUGAUUAAAUUGAACCCUUGUUUGAAGAAGGCGCACGUGGUAACCCUCUCACAAAGGUCAAUAACGUGAGAAUGGAAAGGUCUUGAAGAUCGGUAGCUAAAAUUUUUCGAUUCAAAUCGUAGUUUUUAACAAAAUAUAUCUCAAAGUGUAACUAUUUUUCCUCCAGUCUUAAAACAAUCUCUGGUCUUCUAAACAACACGGUGGGGUUUUUUUUAAGAUGUGUAUUUUUGAAACGAAGGUAAAACUUUUAAAAACAAAGCGAUCGCAGCGUUUAAGAAUGAGCCCAUUUUAAAAUUGCCAAAGGCUGGCUGUCGUUUCGCGAGUGACGGCUCUCGCAUCACGUGGGCUUGCCGCGGAGCACCCAGUCGUGCUCUUUGGUCAAAUGGUUGCUCAUUCACUUAGCCGGUUCGUAUCUCUCAAUUGCUAACAACAAAACAACAACACCCACUUCUACUGUAAGCAAAAAUGUUUAUGUUAUUUUAACCCCUACACAUGCUGUAAAUAAAAUGAUGUAUUCGUGUCUGUGUUCGUUCCA
Lethenteron reissneri (Far Eastern brook lamprey) is the source of this 6428-nucleotide messenger RNA. RefSeq names its product plasma membrane calcium-transporting ATPase 1-like. The record is from RefSeq and is a predicted model, not a curated record. Gene Ontology annotation, cellular component: plasma membrane; intracellular membrane-bounded organelle. Gene Ontology annotation, biological process: regulation of cytosolic calcium ion concentration. Gene Ontology annotation, molecular function: ATP hydrolysis activity; P-type calcium transporter activity; ATP binding. NCBI's taxonomy places the organism in Eukaryota, Metazoa, Chordata, Hyperoartia, Petromyzontiformes, Petromyzontidae.